Messenger RNA from Marmota flaviventris (yellow-bellied marmot), 1186 nucleotides. The record is from RefSeq and is a predicted model, not a curated record. NCBI's taxonomy places the organism in Eukaryota, Metazoa, Chordata, Mammalia, Rodentia, Sciuridae.
AGGACUCCAUCUGGAACCUGCCUUGGAGACCAGGACUAUGGCAGGAGACGGCCUAUUCCAUAUGGAGUCCUCUCUCUCAAUAGAGGAAAGUUCCAGAGGACAUGUGUCUUGUUCCAUCAGGAACCCUGUCCUCAAUGAGGAGAAGGAAGCCCAUGUGUCCAUGGCAGGUGGCUUCUUCUCCAGGGUCAGCCCCUGGACUGUGCUGCUGGCUGUGUUUGAUGUUCUCCUGGCUGUCGGCUUGGCAGUCACUGGUGCUGUCCUUCUGAGAACCAGGAAAGCCAAAGAGAAACUCGAUGAAGAACUUGAACAAAGAACUGCACGAGGAGAGACAGGUCUCAGAGAAGCUCGGAGAUUUGCAGAGGACAUCAAACUGGAUACGAACACUGCUCAUCCAUCCCUUGCUGUAUCACCUGAUAGGAAGCAUGUGCACACCCUGUCUACGAUGCAGGAUAUUCCUGACAAACCAGUGCGAUUUACUGUAAUGCCAUUUGUGCUCGGUCAUAAGAGCUUCUCUAGUGGCAGUCACUAUUGGGAGGUGGAAGUAGCAGGGCAGGACAGGUGGCAGAUAGGCCUCUGCUGGGAUUCAGUUAAACGAAAAGUCCUUCAUAUGUAUACCUUCCCUGAGAAUGGUUUCUGGUCCCUUUCCCUGAGUGAUGGUAGGUAUGAAGGCCUCACUGUGCCACGUUUUGUUAUUGAUGUUGAAACCCCCCCUGGUGUCGUGGGGGUGUUUUUGCGGUAUGAAAAAGGGUUGAUUUCUUUCUAUAAUGUGAAUACAUCUACCAUUCUCUAUACUUUCAAAAGCAAGUUCACCCAGCCCCUGAAGCCAUAUUUCAACCCUGGACCUCCUACCCAAAAAAGCACUCCAGGCCUUACAAUCCUCCCAGUGCCAAGUGAUUCUGAUUCGCCCUAGAGGAGUCACUCCUCAGAGGUUGAAGUAGCAGGGUGGAUAUGUGGCUAAUAGGACUCUGCUUGGAGUCAGUUAUAUGAAAAAUAACUUGUACCUAUACCUUCCCUGAGAAUGGUUUCUGGUCCCUUUCCCUGAAGGAUGGAAAAUACUAAUUUCUUUCUGUACCAGCUUAGUUAGUGAUGUUGAAGUACCCUCUAAGAUAGUGGGGAUAUUUCUGCAAUAUGAGAAAGAGUGGAUCUCUUUCUGUGAUUUGAAGGCAUCUACCAUUCCCUGUACUUU